Molecule: messenger RNA, 348 nt
Organism: Rotaria socialis
Lineage: Eukaryota; Metazoa; Rotifera; Eurotatoria; Philodinida; Philodinidae
Source: the annotation of a GenBank genome assembly
AUGCCGCCCGGUGAGAGAAAUGUCGAACCACAGAAAAAACGUUCAAAUAAAGUACGGCGCAAAAAUCAAAAAUCAAAACCCAAACCACGAACAACAGAUAACAAGGAUCCAAAAAAUUCAAUAAAAAUUGCUCGUGAUGGAACUCAACGUGAUUUCAAUAAAUUAACACCAGCUAAUUUAUCUUCUCUUCGUUGGGAUAACGCCGUAACUGAUGCGACACUUGAAGACGAUCGUAUUGAACAGUAUAAGGAACUUCGACGGCAACGAUAUUGUGAAGCUCGAGAACAAGCAAUUCAAACUUUAGUUGAAAAAAUGAAAAAAACUCCUAUGAAUGUCUCAGACAAAUAG